CUAUUAUUCUGGUGUGCAAUGCAGCUUUCCUCGCCCUGGACGUUGUUUCCCUCUCUGGUUAUCCACUUCUCAGCUCUCGCGAGAAUGCACGCGCUACCCCCUUUCCCUUCCACCCCACCUCUCGCGAGAUCUCGCGUCCGAAGGAUGGUGUUGUGCUAGAGGGAGUGGGAGAGGAGGGUGAGGGGUACCCACAAAGAUGUUGCGUGAUUUUUUGGAAAUUUAUUUAUUUCAAUAAAAAUGGCCGCCGCAGAGAGCGGAGAGGAGAGACUAGGUGUGGACAAGAAUGAAGACCAGGAGGGCUCAAAAGACAAGACGCAGAAGCAGAAGAAAAACAAAAGGGAACGGCAAGAUGUGGAAAAACUCGAGGCCACAGUGUCCGUUCCUCCACCCCCGCCCCUCCUUAGGCAGGGGGAUGUUGGACAACAGACAGAAGCAGGGAAGUCUGAACCCGUUGACCCUGAAGUUGGAGCUGCUCUCAGCGCUCCAGAAUCUUCCGCAUCGGCCAAGCAGCGGCGUUCCAUCAUUCGGGACAGAGGCCCACUGUAUGACGACCCUUCACUGCCUCAAGGUUGGACGCGCAAGCUGAAACAGCGCAAGUCGGGGCGAUCCGCUGGAAAAUUUGAUGUCUACCUGAUCAACCCAGAAGGGAAAGCCUUCCGUUCCAAAGUGGAGCUCAUGGCGUACUUCCAAAAGGUGGGCGAUACCACCACGGAUCCUAAUGACUUUGACUUCACAGUCACGGGCCGCGGGAGCCCCUCUCGCAGAGAAAAGAGACCGCCAAAGAAGCCUAAAGUGGUCAAAACCUCCGGUCGCGGAAGGGGUCGGCCAAAAGGCAGUGGCAAGGUACGGCAGGCCACGGAAGGGGUGGCUGUAAAGCGUGUCGUAGAAAAGAGUCCAGGAAAACUCCUCGUAAAGAUGCCCUUUGUGGCCCCCAAAAGUGAACCAGGGGCUCCAGUGGGGCAAGCGCCAGUUGCCAAAGUGCGCCGAGGCCGCAAGCGGAAAUCGGAACAGGAACUGCCAAGCAUGCCCAAAAAACGUGGCCGCAAGCCAGCAGCCGCUUCGCAAUCGGCGGUGGGGACGGGCUCAGCCGCCGCGUACGCCGCCGCAGCCAUCCUCACCGCCGAGGCCAAGAAAAAAGCUCAGAAUGAGUCUUCCGUAAAGCCUGUUCAGGAGAGGGCGCUUCCCAUCAAGAAACGCAAAACUCGAGAGACUUUAGAGGGGUUGGAAGGAUCAACCGCUUCCACGACGGAGACGUUCGCACCGGGGAUAGCAAAACGACUGACUGCAUCAACUGUGACCCCUACUGGGGAGGAGGUAGAAACGGGACAGAAGUCUCACAAGCAUCCCGGCCGGAAGCACAAAGAGGCAUCCACGGAUCCGGGAAACGGCAGCAGCAGCAGCAGCGGGACGGCAACCAGCAGCAGCGGACCGAAGAGUCACAAGAAGAGAGAUCAGCGAGGGCAGCACUUUAAACACCACCACCAUCAUCACCACCACCAACACCACCAUCUGCAGGCCAUGCCGCCCUCCACCUACACUCCGCAGGCUCACCAGCUCUCACUGGGUCACUCCACGCAAGGGGGGCCGCCUGCGACCACGGAAAAUGAACCCCAGGACUUGAGCACCUCCAGGCCCAAAGCGGAGCAUGUGGCCUGCAGGGAGGAAGCGAGAACUGAUAGCACCUCGAGCAGGGAUGCUCAGAACGCAAGCAAGAUAGCCUCCUCUGACCUGAGAGGGCAGCAGACGACUGUGACGGGGGAUGGCAAGGAGCUGAGAGACAUUGUUCCUCCCUCCACCGUUCCGAGGCCAAGCCGAGAGGAAACGGUCGAGUCCCGGACACCAGUGAGCGAGCCAGUGAGCUGACUGACUAAGUGACUGAUUGGCAGCGGCUUUGCGCGCGAAGAGUCGGAGGCGGUCGUGGCGAGACGAGUGAUUUUUCGUUCUUUUUUACUGAGGAAAAAAAGAAAAAGGAAACAAAAAUGUAAACGUACUUAAAGGCAGCUGUUGUGUCUCGUUCUCUCUGUGGGUUGGACGCGGGGCGAUAAUUCUCUUUGCUUCCGGAUGAAUUCUCUGCUAAACUUUUUCUUUAUGGUUUCCUUUUAUUUCCCACUAUAUCUUUGUAUUAGUAUAUCUUAGCACUCACCUAAUCCAGUUAUUCCUUUGUCGGAGCUUGUAGGAAGUAGAAACACACUCAAGUGGUAAUGGAUGCACAAGUCACACGCCAUAGUUGUCGUAAAGCGAAACUUUCCGAUCAAAAAUGCUCUCGAAAGUACUAAAAUGCCUCAUAGUCAUGUCAUCUCAACCCUAGCAAAAAGGUGUUCUAUCAGUGUGUUCUUCCUUUUGUGUCUAAAACGAAUGGGCAAGCUGAAGAAAAUAGGGCCACAUUUCCGAUCUCCACCUUUUCCAUUUGAGUCGGACGCAGCUGUUGCAGCAUCCUCACCUUUGAAAUAAGACGCUAGCUUAACUCCGACAGAAAAGAACUUCCUAGUUGUGGGUUCGUGCCAAGCUGAUAUUUCCAGCCUGUUGACCUGUAAAGAUCAAUUGAAUUUGGAAGUAGUAUUUCCUUUGAGUUGUUGGUCUUUUAAGCGCACGUGUCUAUUUAUUAUCAGUAGUUCAGUUAACCUAAUCACCUGUUUCGGUGGUGCCUGAGAAAAUGCGACUAGAGCGGAAAGCUCUAUUUUUCAUUUUCUCCGGUGGGGAAGAUAAAGCACAAAUGUGUUUGUUAGGGAAUAUUGAAAGCACAGUCCAGUGUAGCAUCUGGAGUAGAUGUCAACUCGCGUAAAAGGAUACGGAAAAAGGAAUGUGUUAUGUUUACCUGCUUUUUUUCCAUGAAGUACAAUUUAAAGAGUGGCCUUGUGUUCUUGCAACACAAAUCCCUAACAAAAAAAAAAGAGCAUACCGUUUCAAAUGAUGUAGCUUUUGGUUUUAUUGUGUGUGUGGUUAUAGACUAAUGCCGUAGAGCUGCUGUUCUAAAAACGAUUCUGACGGGAAAGUUAAUAGAUGGCUAUAUUUAUAUAAUGUCUUGUCAGGCUGUAGCCGUGUCAAAUGCAUGGGUUGCUGAUGUUUGCGUGCUAUUUAUUACAGUACUCCGACAUUGUCUUUCUUGUACAUAAAGCCAGGUUCAGCACUAACGAUGAGGGUCAAACGUUAUAGAUACGUAAAUAUUUUGAAUUAUGAGUAUAAUGAAACAUUACUUGGCAACAAAUGAAAGUAAAACUUGCAUACUUUGUACAAGACCAAGCAAUCAUGAAUAGUCCUAUUAGUUUUCUAAAGCCUACUUUUUCAAAAUGACAGAGAACAUUGCAAUCAGAAGGGAGGACACCAAAUCACGGCUCCGUGCAUGAAGUUGUUAGAGAUUGGACAUACUAAAGAUGUCUUGGUAAUUAAUUUGAUUGUACCUUUGGGAUGAAAUGUAAUACUAAGGAAUUUCUGAACCAAAACUGAGGAAGUUCUUCUUUGUUGAUUAUGUAAAAUUGAUUAGGAUUUUACAGAAACUUUACAGCACUUUUUCUGUUUCAUUUUUGUUUCUUCUUCUAGAUGAAUUGCACCUUACUUUUAAAGCACCUUCACAGAAUCAAAUAUUGGAAUUGUGAGAAGCCUACCCAUUUAUUUGGAUAUGUUUUUCUGGUUAGCCUUGCAUAGACUUCUGUUUCAUGUCUGGAGGUUGUAAUUUUCUUCAGAUGUGUGUUAGAAUAGAAUGCAUGUUCAGUGUCGUUAUAAAGAGCCAUUGUUUUGUUUAGAUUUGCUUUUUCUGUAAAAAUACCCCAUAUUUACCAAAUUGUCAUGCAUAAAGGCUACAUUUCACUAAUAAUAGUGAUGGGUCAGGUUCGAGUCGAGUCAAAGUCCUUAGUCAAUUGAAUUUGAGUGGGAAACAGUUUUUAAUGUCUUGUCAUCUUAAUUUUAUGUUGUUACUUAUUUUUAUCUAUCAUGUUACGCAUGACGUGGAUUCGACUGUACUCAGUAAAAAAAAAUCUGAAAUGUCAUAAUCCGUGUCAAGUUCCACCCAAAUGCAUCCAAGUCUGAGUUCAUUCAUAAUUGCAGUCCGAGUCCCAAGUACCACAUCUCUAACUUAAAGUAUAUGAGAUCACAUAUUUAUGGCCAGUAAUGAGAUGACAAAGGCAGUUAGUAAAUGUCCCGAUGUUUGACUGUUACAUGCAACUCUGUGUGCUUGUCCAAUCUAAUAGAAAAAAAAAAUAUAUAUAUAUAUACAUUAGACAUAUAUAUAGACAUAACAUUAAAUCCAAAGCAAACAAACCAUACCAUUUCAGUUAUUAUGUAUAAAACCAAUUAUUACAGACCUCUGGGUCUGAUGUCAUCACAGAUUAUAAUUUUGUAUUCUAGAUAUUGCAAUUGCUGUUUUGAGUGAGAGUUGCUGCUCUUUUUUUUUCUUCCCUCAAAGUAUUGUGUACAGGUUUGUUUGUGUAUGAAAUGUUAUACAUUCACAGUUAUUGUGGCUUGGGUGAUGGAUGUGCAUUGUCACUGACAUAAAUGCAGAAAAAUGUGUACAACUAAACCUUAAUCAGUCAUAACGCUCAGCACUUGUUAAAUCUUUUCGUCUGGUAGUUCAUCUACAGUAGGGUGUUGUUUUUGAUACUUGCUGUCAUUUAGGGGUUCAGAUUGGAGAGAGAGAACUUACCGGUCCUUUUUCCCCCCAAGUGAGUUUCAGAGUAGACUCGUUAUCUGGAAUCUUAUAUAUUAAAAAAAUGUUGUCGCUAAAUGUGUAGAUUAAAUUACGAUCGACAAUCACGAGGAACAUUGCAUAUUUAUUUUUCCACUCAAGUCGUAUUAAGAUUGAAAGCGUCUCCAUUCUCUUCCUCCAGCCUCCCGCUCCCUCGACCCUCACGGGGAAGAGGUUUCCGCUCCGAACAAGGGCUAUGUAAUCAUUUCAAGUAGUCAAAAGCAGAUGAAGGAAAUAGAUUUUUAAGUCAGACGAACGCAAGGUCUGGUCCUCGCUGCAAAGGCAAACUCAGUUAAUUGCUUGAGGUCAAACAGGAGACUUUAAGUGUUAAAGUCAAACACCACUGGCUCACCCUCUGUCCUCGGCAGAGUUCGAGCGCUCACUUAUAACCGGCGGCUGACGUUGUGUCCUGUCUGCGGUGAACGUCUCCCUGGUCUGAUUAAACUCGGGUGGGAGAUCGGAGGUAGACGAAUGGAUUCCUCGGCAAGCACAUUUCUCAGUUACAGGUUCAGGACAGUAGCAAAGGAACGAAACCUCCAGACAUGAAUUGAAGUUACGACUCACAAGCUGCAUCAGUCUGGCUGAAACAGAAAGGGUAGUGCCUUUAUUUUGGGAGACUUACUAAGGUGGUAGAAGUGACCUUUGAUUCUAAAGAAACACCUUUAUCCCAAUGAAGCACCGUGGAAAGUGACUUUACUCAAAUGUUUGGUUUUUAUUUGGUCAUUUUUCAUAGGUAGAACGUGCACUGGUGUGUGUGUUGUAACUAGGGUUGUUAAUUUUUCUUUUUUUACAUCAGCUGGGUGUUUGUGGCCACCUAGAAAUGAUGUAUUGUUAAGAACUUCUUGCCUUUUGUAGCGCUCAAAGCCCACUGACAAAAAUGGAGCCCUACAAAUGGGUAAAGACAGAAUAAGAAGAAUACUUUUAUUAUUUAUAUAUGUUGGUUUGUUUGAUUUCCUUCUUUGUUUGGGUUAUUUGUGCCUCUGGCACUGAAAUAUGCUUUGGAAUGUCCUUGUGUCCCUGUAGCCAAAAAUACAUGCUAUGUACCUCUCUAUGUAUCAAUAUGCAUGAUUGCCAUUAGAAGAUAGGACAUUGCUUGCCCUUUACUAUUAUAUAUAAAGAUGAGCUGAGCCCAACCACACCAACCGAAUCCGAAGGAUUUCAUGAGGUAUAUAAAACUGAAUGUGUUCUGUUUAAUGAAGGUUGUGCACUUUGGUCUGUUUAAUAUGAACAGAUUUGUUUCAUUGAAGUAUUGUUUGAUUUAACUGAUGGUAGCUGAGUUUGGGCUUCAAACGCCACUCCUUGUAGUGGCUAGAGUAAUUUGUAGAUUUCUGUGUUAGAUUUAUUUUUAUUAGUAGUAAUUUUUUAGUUUUUUCCAAUUAUGAAUCCAACUUUGGAAAUAGACCGUUUUAUCUUCAUAGCAAUAGUGCGAUAGUAUACCCAGCAGAUCGGAUAUGAGUUUUCUCCUUUAGUAUGUCUCUGAUUUGUGUAACAGUAGGACUGAAGUAAAAGAAAUGUACCUUUACGACUAAAAUGCAGCACUUUGAAUCGUGCAAGGAGGACAAUUUCAAGUCAAAUGAAACCGAAGUUAAACUAUAAGAAAUAGAUUCCAGUUCCACCGUGGUAGAAAGUUCAUGGUCUAUUUAACAUAGUUUUGUGCCUUGAAGUUUCAGUAAUAGAAUUUAUCUUUAUACUGUAGUUGUAUUUUUAUUCCGAGUCCUGUGUUUGCCUCUUGUUGGUAUUCAGUGCUAUGGAUGUAUUAAGGAUUUAUAGAGAUCAAGAAUAUGUUUGCCUUGCUUUAUUUUCUUAAUUGAGAAAAAAAAAAAAGCAUAAUAUUAGGGAGAUGUACUUGGGCAAUAUUGACGAUGUAAAAAGCUAUAGGAUUUUGAUGUUUUUUCAUCCCUGAUAUGUUGAAUGUUUCACAGAUUAUUAAGUAACGUGUGUUUGUUGGGAAAUAUUCUCCAUUUUAACAUGACCAUUAAAAAAAAAAA
Sinocyclocheilus rhinocerous is the source of this 6666-nucleotide messenger RNA. RefSeq names its product methyl-CpG-binding protein 2-like. The transcript is spliced from 3 exons. Gene Ontology annotation, biological process: negative regulation of transcription by RNA polymerase II. NCBI's taxonomy places the organism in Eukaryota, Metazoa, Chordata, Actinopteri, Cypriniformes, Cyprinidae. Gene Ontology annotation, molecular function: double-stranded methylated DNA binding; chromatin binding; methyl-CpG binding. Gene Ontology annotation, cellular component: nucleus; heterochromatin. Bases 238 to 1863 code for a protein of 541 amino acids. The record is from RefSeq and is a predicted model, not a curated record.